AUUGUUAUAAAUUUGAAUCUAAAGGUUUCUAGCAGUUGGAUUUCUCAAAUAGUUUGACAUUACCUGCUAGAGUUAUAUUAGAAAAGAAGCACAGUUUUCUAAAGCAUUGCUAUAAAGUUUGUUCUCAGAAUCUGUGUUGCUUCCUUUGUUGCAAAGUUAUCCGCGUCUUUCUAGACUAAUUUUCGGUAUUUAGAUAUGUUUUCAUCCUUGUCAUUUGCUAUAAGCUGCACAGACAUUUGUUACGUUGAUGACUUUAUUGUCAUUGAAUCUGCAAUUACCUACGACAGACCCUACGUCAUAAUAAUUUAGCCAAUCUAGAAGCAGGAGCUACUUUCUAUGUCAUUGAUCUUUGCAGCAUUAAUUAUAUGCAACAAGUAUCGACAAAAACCUUUGUAGCAAACGGUCUUUGAGAAAGAAAGGCAAAUUGUUGCCAUUGUAUCAGUCAUGCACGCAUCAGGAAACGAUUAUUAACCUGCAAAAAUGACAUUGGUUGAAAUUCACCGCGUCUGCUGCUAGUCGCGUGUCACGACCUUUCGAAAAGCUGUCACUUCAAAACUAUUGCUCAUCAGAAGCUAAAAUUCUCUUUUGGCUCCUGCUUCUGUGAAAAGCAGAUGUAUUUUUCUGACGUUUUUCUUUGACUAUUCAGUUUGUUUCGAUUUUCAAAGGGAAUGUUAAUUUUGUUUUACAGUAAUGAUCACAUAAGCGACUAUUUACCUUUAAUCUCAUUAUGUUCUUGACAAAGCAAAUGCAUCUGUAUUUGCUUGUCAUCUAAUGGCAAGAAAGGCAUGUAUUUUGGAAAACAUGGAUCUUUUAGAUAAGCAAAUUGUUUACUUUAAGCAGAAAGCAUUGCACGCAGGAAGCAAGAAGACCAAAUUGUUUACUUUUAGCUGAAAGCCUUGCACAGAGGUAGGCAAAAGACCAAGGCCAUUGCCAUCAGUGUAAUUUUCUUCUAAAGCUGCGAAGUUUUAAAUUCAAUCUUUGCUUGAGAUUACUGUGGCAAAUCUUUCUGAAACAGGACAUUGUCAUGUCCCUGCUUACUGGGUAUGGACUUAUUAUAUUGCCGGACCUUGGUAUUGUACUACAUUGCGUGGAUAUAAUUUGAUUGCUGCUUUGGUGUUAGAAGAAUAUGUCUGCGAAUUGGUAUGAUAUAAACAUAAUCAUAUUCUUGACCAUCGACUCGAUUGUUGCCCUCCUGACCUCGAUCUUCAAUGGAACAUUCAUUGUAACUUUGUUAAAAACACCUUCCUUGCACACACCUUCACAUAUGAUUUUUGGUGCUAUGAGCAUGUGCGAUUUCCUUGUUGGCAUUUGUGGACACCCUCUAUGGCUAGAAGAUUAUGGGAGAAGACUCAACAGCAUUGACAAGAGCCCAACAAACAAAUACAAACGAUAUGUAAUGGCGUUUUUAGUGGUGUCCUCUCUUCUAUAUAUGACUUGCAUUAGCAUAGACAGAUACAUUGCUGUCGUCCACCCAUUUUGGUUCCAUGAACAUGCUACAUGCAAAACGCACAUUAUUGCCUCUGUUUUGGUUUUGUUUGCCACUAUUCCAAUAGUUGUUGUCCAUUUUAGUGUUAAUGUUCCAAAUACAAGUAUCAUGUUGGUUUUGCUGCCCGUUAUUUACUGCAACUGGAAAGUUUUUAGUGUAAUUAGAAGGCAAAGCAAACAAAUAGCUCAGAUUGAGAGAGCACCUAACAUUACUGAGAGACAGCAAAAGCAAAGAAAAGAAAAUAAAGACAAGGCAUAUGUGAUGUUAGUCGUUGUAAUUGCUUUCUGUGUUUCAUAUGCUCCAACAGUCGUGAACAACAUUUUGGUAUCAGCAGAUUUCUACAAGGAUGUGAAAGAGUUUGUUGACCCUUGGGCAGAGUGUUUCAUAUUUGCAAAUAGUCUUGUAAACCCGUUGAUAUACUAUGCAAGAAUGAAAGCAUUUCGCAAAGCAGCUAAAGACUUAUUUCAUCGCGAGGUAUAAUUUCCAUAAGAGUUUUGCCACAUUUUUGUAUUUCCAAUGUUGCGAGAUGACUUGAGGCUCUUGUGAAUAUGACGCUAGUAGCAAAAAAUGCAUGUUAAAUAAAUGUCAAAAAUCAAGGGUAUAAUGAAAGAAUAUUUUGGAGCCUUUCCUUGUGCAAAAUACCACAUUAAUUUCCCAGUCAAACCUCAGCAGUCUAAAAACUAAUACCGCGAUUUGCUUUGAAUAAAGUUCUAGUCUUAAUAUCAGUAAAAAUAUUCAAAGAAGUUAUAAAAUUCGAUUAAGGCUAUUAUAACCUACACGGUUAACGAUCAUCUGUAUCCUUUUUUUUAUCAAAUUUGUUUGAUUGCCUCUGUUAAUGCUUUUAGUGACUGCUUUUCGUUGAAAAUUAUUUUCAUUUAUGAUAUUACUUUUAAGUGAGAUAUUACCUGCUAUUGAUUGAACUGAAUUACUUUAAAUACUUAACAGAAUGCAAUU
Rhopilema esculentum is the source of this 2440-nucleotide messenger RNA. NCBI's taxonomy places the organism in Eukaryota, Metazoa, Cnidaria, Scyphozoa, Rhizostomeae, Rhizostomatidae. The record is from RefSeq and is a predicted model, not a curated record.